UGGGCGGAGGCCCCUGCCUGACUGCCGCCUUCGCCUUCCUCCGCUUCGCCCCUGGAGCAGCGGGAGGUGAGAAGCGGCCAAGGCAGCGGGCUCAGCCGCCGAGUGGGGAAGGACUUUCUGUCUCUGGGAGUGGGUUCCCACAACACGGCUGACCCAGUCUCGGGAGAAGCACAGAUGACUGGGGAUCCAGCACCAGAUUGCCAAGGGAACCGAGGGCAACGCUAAUUGCACAAGGAGUGCCCUCCUUCAACAAACUUCACCCUCCUUCACAAUGGCUAACAGGCUAAAAUGAAGUACAGGCUUGAAGCAGCAUUCACAACUCACUAUUCCCUGUUACAAGCAGCAUAGGAACAAUUUGGAUUAACUAUGACAGUAUUUGCUACUGCUCUUUGGUUUUGUAGGCAAUUAUGUGCAUACCUAGUUCAUCUCCUGAAAAGGUGCAGCAGAUACCUACAGAGAAUAUUCACAAAUAACCGAAGUGUUUGGGACGAAACUGAUUUGCUCACUUUCUGUGCAAAAGAAUGGAAAGGAGAAACGGAGCAGGCGAAACAAAUGAGAGAGUAUUACAAAACAUUAUUUUGGAGUUACCAUGUGAAAUAUAUCAGACAAGUCAAUGGAGAUAAAUACUGUUUGCUGAGAGCUGUGCUAUUCCAGAUAUUCAGCCAAGGUCUUCCUCUCCCAUCGUGGACUAAGGCUACAGAUAUACUAAAGCUCCCUGAAAAACUUCUUUAUUCACAAGGAUGUAAUUGGAUCCAACAGUACAGCUUCGGAUCACAACGGUAUACAGGUUCAAAUAUACUAGGAAAAUUACGUAAAUGUAUUGAAGCAUUAAAAGGACAGUGGAUGGAAAUCAGUGGUAUUAAAGAUCAAGAUCAAAGGCAGAAUUUUUGCAAUGCUCUUUUUACUGGUGGAAGCAUGGAGCAUAAGUUCUACGAGGCCAUAAAAUUCCUCAUGCUCUAUCAAGUAAUAGAAGCUUAUGAACGCUUGGCCAGUAACCAGGAACGCAUUCCAAACUUUUUUAGUGAUCUUUUCAGACGGGAUACUUCUUUGGAUCCUUUAAGUUAUAUGAUGAAUCAUCUGAACUCAAUAGGAGACAGAAGAGGUCUUGAUCAGAUUGAUCUAUUUCUUCUUGAGCAUUCUCUUGAAGUAAAAAUAAUCGUUUAUAGGUUGUGUAAGAUUAAUACCAAAGAUUUCCUAGAAACAUACGCAGAUGAAUAUCAAAGGGAUCGGCAUGAGGUCCUCCUUCUAACUGAAGAUGACCGUCAUUAUCACAUUCCUGUUGUUAAGAUAUGACUACUUGUCAUAUAUUUCCACAUCAAAUCCUUCUGCAUAAAUUUGUUCAAAUGAAUGGUAUCCUGUAUUUAAGAAAUAUCUUUGCUAAAUAAAAAUAUGUAUGAAACA
This is a messenger RNA of Thamnophis elegans (Western terrestrial garter snake), 1401 nucleotides long. RefSeq names its product OTU deubiquitinase with linear linkage specificity like (gene OTULINL). Gene Ontology annotation, molecular function: cysteine-type deubiquitinase activity. The record is from RefSeq and is a predicted model, not a curated record. Gene Ontology annotation, cellular component: cytoplasm. Gene Ontology annotation, biological process: protein linear deubiquitination. Lineage: Eukaryota; Metazoa; Chordata; Lepidosauria; Squamata; Natricidae. Bases 367 to 1293 code for a protein of 308 amino acids. The transcript is spliced from 9 exons.